Solanum dulcamara is the source of this 2057-nucleotide messenger RNA. RefSeq names its product pentatricopeptide repeat-containing protein At5g42450, mitochondrial. NCBI's taxonomy places the organism in Eukaryota, Viridiplantae, Streptophyta, Magnoliopsida, Solanales, Solanaceae. The coding region runs from base 92 to 1600 and encodes 502 amino acids. Gene Ontology annotation, biological process: RNA modification. The record is from RefSeq and is a predicted model, not a curated record. The transcript has a single exon. Gene Ontology annotation, molecular function: RNA binding; protein binding.
UAUUAGUUGCAGAUUUUUUUAAUCUCAUAAUAUUGUCCAUUUGACCAUUUGUGUUUCAAUUUCUAAACUAGUGGGUUCUCCAGUUACUUAUAUGAAUUCAUAUUACUCGUUCCGUUCAACUCGAUUGUCCUUUUUGUAUCUGCCAAUAUACGUAAGAAUACACCGUUUGAAUUUUAGAUGCCCUAUCCAAACUGAAACAAAUGCAUACCAAUUGUUCGAUGAAUUGCCUAAACGAGAUGUAGCAUCAGCUACAUCUUUGAUUAGCCGUUUUGCUAGAUUGAAUCAACACAAGAAAGCAAUGGAUAUCUUCUCAAGAAUGUUUGAGUUUAAUAUUAGACCCAAUGAGUUCACUUUUUGUGUUGUAAUUCACUCGUCCGUUAUUCUCGAUGAUCCAAAUUUAGGAAAGCAAUUUCAUGCUAUGUCAAUGAAACUUGGUCUUCAGUCGAAUGUUUAUGUGGGUAGUGCGCUUUUGGAUCUUUAUGUAAAGUUAACCAGUGUUGAGGAAGCUCGAGUUGUUUUUGAGGAUACCCAUGAACCAAAUGUGGUUUCUUACACUACUUUACUAUGUGGGUAUCUUAAAGAACAGAGGUUUGAUGAAGCUAUGGAGAUCUUUCGGAUCAUCCCCGAGAGAAAUGUUGUUUCUUGGAAUGCUAUGAUUAGUGGGUAUAGCAAGAAAGGACGUAAUGAAGAGGCUGUUAAUCUUUUUGUUGAGAUGUUGAGACGAGGUUUCAUACCUGAUCAAUCGACGUUCCCUUCUUUGUUAAGUGCAGCUGCAAAUAUGGCAGUAUUGGGAAGGGGAAAAAGUUUCCAUGCUUGUGCUGUGAAGUAUUUGGGUGAGUUUGGUGUGUUUGUAGGCAAUUCUCUUGUUAGCUUUUAUGCAAAAUGUGGGAGCUUAGAAGAUAGUCUUCGCGUUUUCAGUAGGCUUCCUGAAAGAAAUGCUGUGAGUUGGAAUGCUCUAAUAUGUGCUCAUGCUCAAAAUGGGAGAGGGGACGUAGCGAUUGAAUUGUUUAAGAGAAUGGAAUGUAUGGGAAUUAAGCCAAAUAGUGUCACUCUUCUUGGUUUGCUAUUGGCAUGUAGUCAUAUUGGUCUUGUUGAUGAGGCUUAUUCCUAUUUCGAGCAGGCAAGAACUCAGGACGCUAAUCUGCUGAAAUCUGAGCACUAUGCAUGUAUGGUUGAUCUGCUAUCGCGUUCAGGGAGGUUUCAACAAGCUGAGAAAUUUUUUCGUGCUUUGCCCUUUGAUCCAGGUAUAGGAUUUUGGAAGGCAUUGUUGGGAGGUUGCCAGAUUCACUCGAACACGAAGCUAGGGGAGUAUGCUGCUGAAAAGGUAUUGGCUUUAGAGCCUGGAGAUGUUUCAUCAUAUGUGAUGCUCUCGAAUGCACAUUCUGCUGCUGGAAGAUGGAAGAGUGUAUCCAUCGUAAGGAGUGAAAUGAGGGAAAAAGGGUUGAAGACGAUCCCUGGUUGUAGUUGGGUUGAAAUCAAAUGCAAAAUUCAUGUAUUUGUUACUGGAGACAAGAGACAUGUCCACAAGCCUGAGAUUUAUGAACUUCUUGGGUACUUCCUCGAGCACGCAAUGAAGAGCCAAGAAACUGAUUUUCUUUGAGAAUUUUGAUGCAAAACUCCACACUUCAAUGUUCAAUGCCCAGCAGACCUGUAAAGAUGUCAAGUUUAUUGAGAUUGUGAGGUAAAUUGAGCAGUUAAACGGGGAGGUAGAAGGAAAUUGCCAAAUCCUGGAAGCUGCUAUGCGAAGAUAUGCCAAAACCAGCUAUAAGGGUAUGUCGUUUAAGUUGUGCAGAUAAUGCUAUGUCGUGAGGAACUGAAGAUAUCCAAAUAACUAUACGAGAAUGCCUUGAGAAGUAUCUUGCAUAUGGCUAUAAUCACGGAAUGCGUACAAUCUACCUUCCCAGAAUCCACUUGUUCUACAUUGGAUAACUGAAAUUCGUAUAGACUCAUAAUUUGCCUCUUUGGAGGAUUGAUAUUUGAUGGGAUCAUUAUAAUUAACUGCCUUGAUGCAUAUCGGUCCCGUGGAGUUUCUCUAUUACUGGCUUCACAGAGCUCUG